AUGGAUUCUAAAACUGUAGGUAUAUUAGGUGGUGGCCAAUUAGGUCGUAUGAUAGUGGAAGCUGCUCAUAGAUUAAAUAUUAAAACUAUUAUUUUAGAUGCUGCAAAUUCCCCUGCAAAGCAAAUUAAUGCCUUGGAUGAUCAUGUUGAUGGUUCUUUUAAAGAAUAUGAAUCAAUAUUAAAAUUAGCUGAGAAAUGUGAUGUUCUUACAAUAGAAAUUGAACAUAUUGACGUUCAAGCCCUUGAAAAAGUUCAAGAAAAGUUCCCCAAACUUGAAAUUUAUCCAUUACCUGAAACAAUUAGAUUAAUUCAAGAUAAGUACUUGCAAAAAUUACAUUUAAUUAAACAUGAUAUAGAAGUAACAGAAUCAAUCGAAGUUAAAAAUAAUACAGAAAAUGAUUUAGCUGAAAUUGGUGAAAAAUUUGGUUAUCCAUUUAUGUUAAAAUCAAGAACUUUAGCUUAUGAUGGUAGGGGUAAUUUUGUAGUUAAAGAUAAAUCAUAUUUAUCAAAAGCUUUGGAAUUUUUAAAAGAUCGUCCAUUAUAUGCUGAAAAGUGGUGUCCAUUUACUAAAGAAUUAGCUGUAAUGGUUGUUAGAUCUUUAGAUGGCAAAGUUUUUGCUUAUCCGACAGUUGAAACAAUUCAUGAAAAUAAUAUAUGUCACUUAGUGUAUGCACCAGCAAGAAUUCCAGAUUCUUUAGCUAAAAAAGCAUCAAUUUUAGCACAAAAUGCGGUUAAAUCAUUUCCAGGUUGUGGUAUAUUUGGAGUUGAAAUGUUUCAUUUAACAAAUAAUGAAUUAUUAAUUAAUGAAAUAGCACCAAGACCUCAUAAUUCUGGACAUUAUACAAUAGAUGCAUGUGUUACAUCACAAUUUGAAGCACAUAUAAGAGCUGUUACUGGUUUACCUAUGCCAAAUUGUUUUACUGAAUUUUCAACUUCAAUUACAAAUGCUAUAAUGUUGAAUGUUUUAGGUGAUAAAGUACCAAAUAAAGAAUUGGAAACUUGUAAAAGAGCAUUAGAAACUCCUCAUUCAUCAGUUUAUCUUUAUGGUAAAUCAUCGAGACCAGAAAGAAAAUUAGGUCAUAUAAAUAUAGUAUCAUCAUCAAUGCAAGAUGUUGAAAAUAGAUUAUCAUAUAUAUUAAAUGGUUCAGAAAUACCUGAAAUCAAAUCAAAUGUAAAACCAUUAGUUGGUAUAAUAAUGGGUUCAGAUUCUGAUUUACCAGUUAUGUCAGUUGGUGCAAGAAUUUUAAAACAAUUUGGAGUACCAUUUGAAGUUACAAUUGUAAGUGCUCAUAGAACUCCACAUAGAAUGUCAAACUAUGCAAUUGAAGCUGCAAAAAGAGGUCUAAAAUGUAUAAUAGCAGGUGCUGGAGGUGCUGCUCAUUUACCAGGUAUGGUGGCUGCAAUGACACCUCUACCAGUUAUAGGUGUCCCAGUUAAAGGUUCAACAUUAGAUGGUGUUGAUUCAUUACAUUCAAUUGUACAAAUGCCAAGGGGUAUACCUGUUGCAACUGUUGCUAUAAAUAAUAGUACUAAUGCUGCAUUAUUGGCAAUUCGAAUUUUAGGAGCUUAUGAUUCAAAAUGGUUAGAUGAAAUGAAUCAAUAUUUGUUAAAUAUGGAAACUGAAGUUUUACAAAAGGCUGAAAUAUUAGAAAAUAUUGGUUAUGAAGAUUAUUUAACUGAUAAAUUGAAAAAAUAA
Messenger RNA from Insectozyma verbasci, 1695 nucleotides. NCBI's taxonomy places the organism in Eukaryota, Fungi, Ascomycota, Pichiomycetes, Serinales, Debaryomycetaceae. The record is from the annotation of a GenBank genome assembly.